CACACUUCAGUCGUUCGUCCUCGCUCAGAGUGGAACCAACGUUUUUUAUCUCAACGCAACCGGCCGCGACUUGUUGCUACAUUUUCGUAAUAGUGACAUCUUGAAUUAUCUGUUUAAUUACAUGUUCAUAGAAAACCAAUUUUAUUUUUAAUAUUGUGUGAGUGUAUCUAUCGCCUGUCUCUUAUGAUUUAAAAUACAAAGUGCUAAAUUGGUGUUCAAUGUGUUUGAUUUUCAUUUUUUUUUAUUUAUACCAUGUAAAAUUUGUUAAUGAAGUGCUAUUAGUGACAAUGUAUUUAAAAAAUGGAAAUGGUGGUUAGAUAUUGAGAUAUAGUGACCUUUUCAAGUGAAGUUUUUUGCGGCAGAGACGCAUAAUGUUUGUUAAAUAGAAGAUUAUAAAGCUAACGUAGUAAUAAUGUCGUUGCCAAUAAAGCGUUCCUUCAGCUCGGAAGGAGGAGCCACUAAGCGAGAUUGGAAAAUGAGGCUCAGUCUUCGCAGCCGGAGUGGACACAGUGUCGUGCGGAAUCCUUCAUGUGAAGCGCUACGCGGUCGACGAUGCGCUUCCUUGCGAUCUGCUGCUACCCCACUCCGGACUGACGAGUCGGGACGAAGCACACCUUCUACAGCUCAUCGUGCAUCGCCCUCCCCGGCGGAUACGCCGGCUCCCAAGAAAUCUAACUGGGAAGUUAUAGAACAUUUCUCUUCCAGUAGGAGCAAAAAGAGUCCUACUUCUGAGAACGCAGAAGGUGGCGUCGUGUCCUCGUCACCCGCCCUGCCACUCUGCCCUUCUGGUAAACCGGAUUUCGACGUACAGCCAUUAUUGAAUGACGAAACACGAAAUGAUCAAGGAGGAGGCGGUGGAAGCACUACAAAUAAUGAAAAUGAUAAAGAAGAAGACUGUUGGCAACAAUGCGUUGAACAAUGUCCCGGACCUUUGCGAGCAGUGUGUGAGACACACCGAUUUGAGAAUUUACAGGUUGAGAUGUUAUACCAGCGCUAUUUUUUGCGUAUGAACCAAACGAAUAUGACACAUUUACUCGGACUAUUAUUGGUUUUGGCAGUGACCCUUAUUAUGGUUCAAGUGCGAACAUUACUAAUAGCACAGAAUUUCUUAAGUGGACUACUGAAGUUUUCAAACAACUCAUUUCUAAGUUCAGACACUACCAGCCAAAUAUUGGACCUAGCGGCUGGAAUACCUACAUCAAUUGAAGGUUAUCAAGAAUUGCAAAAUCUGAAUUCAACGUUGCUUAAACGCAUUUACUACGAAAAAGAACGGGUGGCCCAUAUAAUUAAUAUCAUCAUACUUGGCAUUACAUCCAUCGUUUAUACCUGUCUCCUGGCUUGUCUGAGCCGACCAGCAAUGAACGAGAUAUAUCUUCUGACCAUUUCUUACGUUGUCCUUGUGACGUUCUUGUUGAUCGAGUUUGCACUAGCCGGUACAUCGGUGCUUAGGUCUCUCGACGUAAGCGCUGGCGCAUGUGCUCUCUUCACCUAUGUUACAUACGCUACGCUUCCUGUAAGACUACAUGAAGCCACAGUAGGUGGAUUAGCACUCGCCGCUGUCAAUAUUGGUGCACAACUACUGAUGAACAGAGGAACAGAUGCUCAGAUCCUUUGCAGCGUAGUGACACUGAUUGCUUGUAACGUAGCCGGGAUAAUGACCCACCAUCCUCGUGAGCUCGCUCAACGCCGAGCCUUCUUAGAGACGCGGGACUGCGUGGAGGCACGUCUUAUCACUCAAAGAGAGAACCAGCAGCAGGAGCGCUUACUGCUAUCCGUGUUACCCCGCCAUGUAGCGAUGGAAAUGAAGGCCGACAUCGCCAACCAGCCGAGACAGGAACAAUUCCAUAAGAUCUAUAUACAAAGAUACGAGAAUGUCAGCAUACUAUUUGCGGAUAUCUGUGGCUUCACUUCUUUGUCCGACCAAUGCACUGCUGAGGAACUUGUCCGCCUUCUUAAUGAACUAUUCGCUCGUUUCGAUCGGCUAGCAGCAGAACAUCAUUGUCUACGGAUCAAACUGCUUGGUGACUGCUAUUAUUGCGUUUCUGGUCUGCCAGAGGCUCGCGAUGAUCACGCCAAAUGUUGUGUUGAGAUGGGUCUCGAUAUGAUCGAUGCCAUUGCGUUGGUGCGUGAGGUAAUGGCAGUAAACGUAAACAUGCGUGUUGGUAUUCACACGGGACGAGUUCAUUGCGUCGUACUCGGACUCCGAAAAUGGCAGUUUGAUGUAUGGUCCAAUGACGUGACGCUAGCUAACUAUAUGGAAAGCGGUGGUGUGGCUGGUCGGGUGCACAUCACAAAGGAAACAUUGAGGUAUCUUGGUGAUGACUAUAAAGUGGAGCCAGGUCAUGGAGGUCAACGUAAUACCUACUUAAAGGAUCACAACAUUGAAACCUAUCUUAUAGUGCCCGAUGACACCAGUCGUGUGGACAAAAAGCCACAGCAUUCAUUCUCAUUAAAUGGCAAUAUCUCAAAGGAAAUGCGCGUCAUGGGUCACGGUUCUCAGCACGGGAAGCAUUCGUCUAAGAUUGGUGUGGAUACCAACAACGAAAACAAGAGACCGGAGGAUGAGGUUAACGAGUAUCUGAUGAAGGCAAUUGAUGCGAGGUCGAUUGAACGACUACGUGCUGAACACUGCAGACCUUUCACACUUACAUUCCGUGAUAAUAAUCUGGAGAAAAAAUAUACGACUGAGAGAGACAGGAUGCUUAAAGUUUACUUCAUCUGCAGUUUAGUCAUAUACAUCUCCGUGGUGAUAGUACAGAUACUUAUUUUCACAAUCACACCAGCAGCAAUUGCCAUCAUAACUAUAUCCGGCAUGGUCAUAUUUUGUAUUAUAUAUUUGGUGCUCUCCAUUGACUUUAAGCAUGUAUGCAAUCGCCUGAAAAAGCUAACUACAAUAGUGCAUAACAAUCGAACGCUGGCACAACUGAUGUCCUUUAUGGUUGUUAUUUGUCUGGUUCUUCAAAUUGAAGUCGUCAUGGGAAUCGGCAUGUUUAAUCCACCGGCUAUAAAAACUGCUGAGGAUACUACACUUUGCCCACAUGACAUUAAUGAGCAAUUUCUUCAACUGACGCUCGUGGUUAUGUUCCUCUGCGCCGUGCAUCAGAUUUUGAUUACAACUUUAAAGAUGCUGUUGUUAUGCCUUAUCAGUGUCAUAUAUAUUGCUGUGACAAUACAAAAGCAUCUUUACUACCAAGAACACUUCUAUAACUAUCAGCACAAAUGUGACGUAGACUGGAAUCAGCAGUGGACAAAUAUUGUCAUUGCUCUGGGUGCUUUGAUAGCUCUAAUGUUGCACUCACAACAAACUGAGAGUACCUACCGUCUUGACUUCAUAUGGAAAUUACAAGCAAAUGAUGAGAAGGAAGAUAUGGAACACUUGGAGGCAUACAAUAGGAAGCUGCUCGCCAACAUCCUCCCAGAACAUGUUGCACAGCACUUCCUACGCAGCGAUAAGAACAUCGAUGAGCUGUACCACGAACAAUGUGAAUCAGUGUGCGUUAUGUUUGCUUCGAUCCCAAACUUUUCGGAAUUCUAUGUUGAACUAGAAGGAAAUAAUGAGGGAGUAGAGUGCCUCCGUCUUCUAAAUGAGAUCAUUGCCGAUUUUGAUGAGAUUCUUGCUGAGGACCAGUUUAAGUAUAUAGAGAAGAUCAAAAGUACUGGUGCAACAUAUAUGGCAGCAUCGGGUCUUACGGUGGCAACUCGAGAUCUCCGUGGCUACCGUCACGUGACGGCUAUGGCAGACUAUGCUCUCCGCCUUCGAGAACAAUUGAAAUAUGUCAAUGAGCACUCCUUUAACAGCUUCCGUAUCAGAAUCGGCAUCAACAUAGGACCAGUAGUAGCAGGUGUGAUUGGUGCUCGUAAACCGCAAUAUGACAUUUGGGGAAACGCUGUAAAUGUUGCUUCACGUAUGGAUUCUACAGGACUUCUUGAUCAUAUCCAGGUUACAGAGGAGGUGUAUGAUAUUUUGGCGACUCGGGGAUAUCAGCUCCGCUGUCGUGGAACUAUUGAUGUUAAGGGCAAGGGCAACAUGGUCACCUUCUUUUUGGAUGGCAUUGGUGAAACUCCUAUGCCAGGCGUUAAGGACAUCUAUGCCAAUCCCACACCGUCUACAUCUGGUGCUGGGAGCGAUAAAAGUCACGACAAAGAUGAUAGUGAUAAUCGACGUCAAGAUCAUCGACCAUUGGAGACGCUUUCCGAAGGUCAUACUGAUGAAGAUGGACCUUCGCCACGAUCCUCUAUCCCUAAAGAAACCCAGGAAGGGUCGAUGACUCCAAAAUUAACAAAUGGUGUUUCAUUAUCUCGAGAGGGUCUGGCGAGUGCUGUACGUGCACGUGUACUCCGACGUUUAGAACGCCCAUCAUCACUCGCGGAUCAAGCAAGUCUGCCUGAAGUCAUCUCUCUAAUCAAUUCAAAAGCUUACUCUGCCGAAUUCAGUACCGCAACAUUCCACACUGAGACGGUGAAACCAAAUUCCUCACUUACGAAUGUCAAGAGAUCAGUGGCCGAGUCACAAAGUAGUGGCGCAAUCGAAAUGCUUCUUCAAGAUACAGAAACGAGGCGAGCUAUUAGUCUUGCUGACUUCUUAUUCAAAAGAAAACAAACACGUUUAAAAACGGCCUCAGUUCACAUUAUUGAAAAUCCAAUGAACGCGAUAUAAAUCUAAUCCAUGUAUUGACUGGACAUAGUUUUGAUUUUCCCUGAUAAAAAAAACUUACAAAUAAUCUUUUUAAAUUUAUUUAUUUUCUGUACAAAAAGAUUUACACAUUGUUCUUAUCUUGUUAAAUUAACUUUUAUCUCGGCGAUGACAUCUUAGAUAUUUCUAAUUAUGGUAAGACUGAUACCUUAUCUGACAAUGAAAGCAGCGUCUUUACCUAACAGAAUUAAGUAUCUGCCUGCACUUACGAAUUUAAUGAUAUAAAAAACGUGAAUCGGAUUUUUUCGUGGUUGUGAUACAAACGCGAGAGUAUGUAUCCAAUGCAGAUGCCGCGUGAAUUGUCAAUUGACGUAUUGAUUUAUUUUUUUGAAAAUUAAUACGAUGCGUGCUAUUAAACGAAAUUUAAAAUAAGACGGUGUAUAUAAUUAGAUAGAAUUGACUGACGAAGAGUGGCCAAGCCAGUUAUUACAAUAUCAUACUUGAUUUUAAAGUAUUUUUUUUAUUUAUUUAAAAUUUAUACAUAUAACAUUUACAAUAUCACAAUCUCUUAAUACAAAAUUUCAUAGUUUUAUUUUAGAUAAGGCAACAACAAUAUUCGACGAUUAUAUAGAGUAAUUCAAGUUUUUAAUGUCCAUUUUUAUUUAAGAUUUAAUAUUGACAACUCUGAAUAUUAUUUGAUAAAUCUUAUUGAUUUUUAUUAACGAUGAAAAUUUUAAAUAUUUCUUUUUAAAACUGUCACAAAUAUUAUUCCUAUGAGUUCCAUAGAUGUAUACGAGCCAAAUAAUAUAUUUCUUUUACCUGUACUGAAGCAUUCUGUACAGAUAAAAGAUAUUUGCUUAUCAAAGCAAAGGAUAAAGAAAGUAAGUGUUGGGAUAAUGAGAUCUAAGAUUUUCGCGAGUAUUCAUUUAAAUGAAACUAGUGUUAUUCGGAUUUCUUACGCGGAUUUUAUUAUUUAAAAACUACAUAAUCCCGACGUUUCGGUUACUUUGCAGCAACGAGGUGUGGAUGUCUGUCAGUUGGUCCUUGUUAUUUAUCAUCUACCGCCAUCGAUUUCUUAAUUUUCUGGCGUACCGCUCUGGAUGCCGGCAGAAUGCGCUCACGGUGUCUUGAGGUCCUGCGGUGUGGUUACGGACAUGGGAUUUUAUAUUUUUAAGAACGGGGUCCCAGGUGUUUG
This is a messenger RNA of Danaus plexippus (monarch butterfly), 5828 nucleotides long. RefSeq names its product adenylate cyclase type 6. The coding region runs from base 413 to 4657 and encodes 1414 amino acids. Gene Ontology annotation, cellular component: plasma membrane. Gene Ontology annotation, biological process: intracellular signal transduction; adenylate cyclase-inhibiting G protein-coupled receptor signaling pathway; cAMP biosynthetic process. The transcript is spliced from 31 exons. Gene Ontology annotation, molecular function: adenylate cyclase activity. The record is from RefSeq and is a predicted model, not a curated record. Lineage: Eukaryota; Metazoa; Arthropoda; Insecta; Lepidoptera; Nymphalidae.